AUGAUGAUGGACCUUUUUGAAACUGGCUCCUAUUUCUUCUACUUGGACGGGGAGAAUGGAGCUCUGCAGCAACUGGAGAUGGCUGAGGGAUCCCCGCUGUACCCAGGCAGCGAUGGCACCUUGAAAACUGGCAAGAGAAAGUCGGCCCCCCCGGACAGGCGGAAAGCAGCCACCCUGCGGGAGAGAAGGAGGCUGAAGAAGAUCAACGAAGCCUUCGAGGCUCUGAAAAGGCGGACUGUGGCGAACCCCAACCAGAGGCUGCCCAAGGUGGAGAUCCUGAGGAGCGCCAUCAGCUACAUCGAGAGGCUGCAGGACCUCUUGCACAGGCUGGAUCAGCAGGAGAAAAUGCAGGAGAUCGGGGGG
Molecule: messenger RNA, 363 nt
Organism: Merops nubicus (carmine bee-eater)
Lineage: Eukaryota; Metazoa; Chordata; Aves; Coraciiformes; Meropidae
Gene: MYF6
Product: myogenic factor 6 (herculin)
Exons: 2
Biological process (GO): positive regulation of myoblast differentiation; muscle organ development; regulation of transcription by RNA polymerase II
Molecular function (GO): RNA polymerase II cis-regulatory region sequence-specific DNA binding; DNA-binding transcription factor activity, RNA polymerase II-specific; protein dimerization activity
Source: RefSeq, a predicted model, not a curated record